Molecule: messenger RNA, 327 nt
Organism: Protopolystoma xenopodis
Lineage: Eukaryota; Metazoa; Platyhelminthes; Monogenea; Polystomatidea; Polystomatidae
Source: the annotation of a GenBank genome assembly
AUGUUCACCGAAAAAGAAGCACGGCGUUUCGAGGACGGCACAAAGCCAAUAUUUGGGGCACGGCCAGGCAUUGGGGGACGAAAGAGUAUUUGCCUGCGUGGCCUGAUUAGAUUAAUGUGUGAAUCUUAUCACAUGACACUUAAAUGCCAAAUUAAACUAACCUCCAGCAUUACCUUUCAAGAGAUCCAUCGAAAGCCACUUCAAGACAGAAAGCGAUUUGAUUCAGCCCAGGCUUCCUCGGCCGGAGGUAGCCACCUUAUCCGCUCGAGGUGCAUUGAAUAUCAACAGGCAAACGUUGAUCCAAUAGAUAGUUCCAGAACCAGGCAU